GCCUUAUCCUAUCCAAAAUCUUACUCAUACCAUAGCCACCAAAUAAUUGUAACCUUCACAUUCUCAACCAACACAAAACCUAUUGAAAACAAGUUUGUUUGUGUAGAACACCAAACAGUUAACAUAGGAGCAAUGGCAGCCUCACUCCAAGCAGCUGCUACUCUCAUGCAACCAACCAAGUUACGUAGCAACAGUUUGCAGCUUAAGUCUACUCAAUCUGUUUCUAAGGCUUUUGGUUUGGAACACUAUGGAGCUAAGGUUACUUGUUCACUUCAGUCUGAUUUCAAGGAGUUGACUCACAAGUUUGUUGAAGCUUCUAAGAUUGCUGGAUUUGCUCUUGCUACCUCUGCUCUCGUUGUCUCUGGAGCAAGUGCAGAAGGUGCACCAAAGAGGCUGACAUUCGACGAAAUUCAAAGCAAAACAUAUUUGGAAGUCAAAGGAACCGGAACAGCAAACCAAUGUCCAACCAUUGAUGGAGGAGUAGACUCAUUCUCCUUCAAACCAGGAAAAUACAACGCCAAGAAAUUCUGCCUCGAACCAACUUCAUUCACAGUUAAAGCAGAAGGUGUAACCAAGAACACCCCACUUGCAUUCCAAAACACCAAACUCAUGACACGUUUAACCUACACCCUCGACGAGAUUGAAGGACCCUUUGAGGUUUCAUCAGACGGCUCUGUCAAAUUUGAGGAGAAAGAUGGCAUUGACUACGCCGCAGUCACAGUUCAGCUUCCCGGUGGUGAGCGUGUGCCAUUCCUUUUCACCAUCAAACAAUUGGUAGCAUCAGGGAAGCCAGAGAGCUUCAGUGGUGAGUAUUUGGUACCAUCAUACAGAGGAAGCUCUUUCUUGGACCCAAAGGGAAGAGGUGCAUCUACCGGUUAUGACAAUGCAGUUGCAUUGCCAGCUGGAGGAAGAGGAGAUGAAGAAGAACUUGGAAAGGAAAACAACAAGAGUGCUGCAUCAUCUAAGGGGAAAAUCACAUUGAGUGUUACUCAAACUAAGCCUGAGACUGGUGAAGUUAUUGGUGUGUUUGAGAGUAUUCAGCCGUCUGACACUGAUUUGGGUGCUAAAGCACCAAAGGAUGUUAAAAUCCAAGGUGUUUGGUAUGCUCAGCUUGAGUCAUAGAUAGCUAUAGCUAGCUUCUUUCUCAUGCUUUAUUCUGUUGUAAACUUCAAGAGUGUUGAUGCUUUAUCCUUUGACUCAACAACUUUCAAGAGCUGAGAACUAUCAUGUUUGUAUAUUAUAUCGACGUUCAAUUACAAUGUGCUUUUAAUGUCGAGGUUAAUUAAAAUUCCAUGGUAUUGCCGAGGUUUUAAA
Medicago truncatula (barrel medic) is the source of this 1314-nucleotide messenger RNA. RefSeq names its product oxygen-evolving enhancer protein 1, chloroplastic. Lineage: Eukaryota; Viridiplantae; Streptophyta; Magnoliopsida; Fabales; Fabaceae. The record is from RefSeq and is a predicted model, not a curated record. Gene Ontology annotation, biological process: photosystem II assembly; photosystem II stabilization. Bases 133 to 1122 code for a protein of 329 amino acids. Gene Ontology annotation, cellular component: photosystem II oxygen evolving complex. The transcript has 2 exons. Gene Ontology annotation, molecular function: oxygen evolving activity.